Molecule: messenger RNA, 11517 nt
Organism: Lates calcarifer (barramundi perch)
Lineage: Eukaryota; Metazoa; Chordata; Actinopteri; Centropomidae
Product: CLIP-associating protein 1
Exons: 39
Coding region: 572-5188 (1538 amino acids)
Biological process (GO): mitotic spindle assembly
Cellular component (GO): cytoplasmic microtubule; mitotic spindle; spindle microtubule
Molecular function (GO): microtubule binding
Source: RefSeq, a predicted model, not a curated record
CUGGUGCUGCAGGGGCGGCUGUUGUUGCUCCCUCCUGCCGACAGGUGUCGCCGUUCUGCGGCUUCCUCCUCUGCAGCCUCUACGGCGUCUGCCAUGGGACAUGCCAUGAUUUACUAUGGCAAAUAAUCAUUUUGUCACCUCUGAUUACAGCGGAUGACUCGUGAUUUGCCACCUGAGGCUCGAACACAGUGAAAUGUCCUGAGGUUUAAACGCCAAGUAGUUUAAAGCGCGUGGAUAAUCUCCGGUGCUGUGAUGUGAAGUAACGGCGGAGGCAGCAUCGCCACUUCUGACUUUUUUCCCUGGGAACGAUCCAGUCCAUCCGGUGAGUGGAUCUAUACCCGGUCACUGGAUUAAUAACUAAUUAAUUACCCCGCCGGGGGCAGCCACAGAACAAUGAAGUGCAGUGUCCAGUGCGGCCCCCCCUCACAGGAAAUCAUGGAGCUCAUGUCCCCGCCGUUAACCGCCUCUUAAAGAUAAUAAUCGGUGUAUAACGGGCCUGUCCGCUGCAAGGGCUCUGCUGGACCUAACGUGAGGAGAAAGGCCAGCUGGAGGUUUGACUCCUGCAGCAGCCAUGGAGGAGGAGGCGGUGAGCAUGGAGUACCUGCUGGAGCAGGUGAUGCAGAAGGACCUGGGGAAGAGGCUCCAGGUAGGCCAGGAGAUCGUGGACCUCGUCCUGGACGAGGAGAAGUCCCCCGAGCUGGAGCAGGACCAGACCAUGCUGGACAGGACGGUGGACGCUGUGGCCAGCUCCUGGGUCAACUCCAGCAACUUCAAGGUGGUUCUGCUGGGGAUGGAUAUUCUGUCAGCUCUGGUCAGCAGACUGCAGGAGAGAUUCAGGACACAGGUUGGAACAGUUCUGCCGAGUCUGAUAGACCGACUCGGAGACGCCAAGGACCAAGUCCGAGACCAGGACCAAGCGCUUCUACUGAAGAUCAUGGACCAGGCUGCGAACCCACAGUAUGUGUGGGAGCGAAUGAUGGGAGGCUUCAAACAUAAGAACAACAGGACCAGAGAAGGACUCUGCCUCUGUCUCAUCUCAACAUUAAACGUGUUUGGAUCUCAGAGUCUGACGCUCAGUAAAAUAGUUCCUCACAUCUGUAACCUCCUCGGAGAUCCCACGAGUCAGGUGCGUGAUGGAGCCAUGAACUGCCUCGUAGAGAUCUACCGCCAUGUUGGAGAGCGGGUGCGAAUGGACCUGGGAAAGAAGGGCCUGCCCCAGUCACGGCUGAACGUCAUCUUCAGUAAAUUUGACGAAGUGCAGCGGUCGGGGAACAUGGUCCUCUCACCUGUGUCAGAUAAAAACUUUGAGGACGAUGACUCGGUGGACGGCGGCCGCUCCUCAUCCUCGUCCAAAGGAGCCUCGCUGUCCGGGAGGAAGACGGUGAGCAUGGGUUCGUUUCGACGCCCCGGCUCUGCCUCCAGCGCCAAGUCAGCAGGGAGGGACGGGUCUGGUGCUGGAGCUGUGGAUGAAGAGGAUUUCAUCCAGACCUUUGAGGAUGUUCCCACUGUGCAAAUCUACUCUAACAGGGAGGUGGAGGAGGCCAUGACGAAGAUUCGAGACGUGCUGUCGGACGAUAAGAGGGACUGGGAGCUCAGAGUGGCGGCUCUGAAGAAGGUGCGUUCGCUGCUCCUGGCCGGAGCGCCGGAGUUCGACGGGUUUCUGCAGCAGCUGCGGCUCAUGGAGGCGGCGUUCAAGCUGUCCGCCAAGGACCUGCGCUCUCAGGUGGUGAGAGAGGCCUGCAUCACUCUGGGCCACCUGUCGUUGGUGCUCGGCAGCCGCUUCGACCACGCAGCAGAGGCCGUCAUGCCGACCCUCCUCAACCUGGUCCCCAACAGUGCCAAAGUCAUGGCCACCUCCGGCGUGGCAGCCAUCCGCCUCAUCCUCAGACACACACACUACCCGCGACUCAUCCCCAUCAUCACCAGCAACUGUACGUCCAAAUCUGUGGCUGUCAGAAGACGCUGCUACGAGUUCCUGGACCUGCUGCUGCAGGAGUGGCAGACCAGCUCUCUGGAGAGACAUGGAACAGUUUUAAUGGAGACUAUAAAGAAAGGGAUCCACGAUGCAGACGCUGAGGCUCGCUCUGUGGCAAGAAAGUGUUACUGGGGUUUCCACGGUCACUUCAGCCGGGAGGCGGAGCAGCUGUUCCAGGGCCUGGAGUCGUCCUAUCAGAAAGCCCUGCAGGCUCACCUGCGGAGCGGGGACAGUCUGAUGUCGCUGCCAGCCUCCGACCGCUCCUCCUCCUCCUCUCAGGAGAGCCUCAAUCGACCUCUGUCUGGAAAAAGCAGUGUUGGAAGCAGCACAGCCAGAUCCAAAGCGUCCCACUCCUCCAGGACGCCCGCGGCAGCAGCAGCUUCCUCUCCAGGCUCCCUCCAGCGCUCUCGCAGCGACGUGGACGUCAACGCGGCCGCCACCGCCACCGCCCGCACCAGGAUGCCCGCCGUGCCCUCUGCCGUGCCGUCGUCGGCUUCUCCUUUCAGCUCGGCCUCGGCUCUCCCCCCUGGAUCCUACGCCUCUCUGGGUCGAGUGCGAACCCGGAGGACGAGUUCAGGAAACGGUCCGUCAGUGACGGACAGCCGGGGUCGGAGCCGAGGGAAAGUCGUGUCACAGUCUCAGCCUGGCAGUCGGUCAGGUUCCCCGGGCCGCCUCCUGAGCUCCACCUACGGCAGAAUCCCGAGGACCGACGAUGGGAACCGCUGCCGCUCCGGCGCUGCCGACAAGAGCCGACCUCGAGGUCACCGCAGCCAGGGCUGCAGCCGAGAGACCAGCCCCACCCGAUCAGGCAUGGCCCGGAGUCGAAUCCCCCGGCCGAGCAUGAGUCAGGGCUGCAGCCGCGAAACCAGUCGCGAGAGCAGCCGUGACACCAGCCCCUCCAGGGGUUUCUCCCCCCUGGCGACUCGCCGUCACUCCCGCUCAACCAGCGCCCUGUCCUCUGCAGAGUGCUACUCAGACCGUCUGUCCCAUCAGGCUCGGAUUUCGGCCUCCGUCAACGCCAUGAGAAUCCUCAACACCGGCACCGAGGUGGAGGCUGCUGUAGCUGAUGCUCUGCGGAGGCCGGUGAGGCGGCGUUUUGAGUCGCCGGGCAUGUACUCGGACGAUGACGCCAACAGCGACGCCUCCAGCGCCUGCUCGGAGCGCUCGUACAGCUCGCGCAACGGCGGCAUGGCGCCGCACUACCUGCGUCAGACGGAGGACGUGGCGGAGGUGCUGAACCACUGCGCCAGCGCCAACUGGUCUGAGAGGAAGGAGGGACUGCUGGGACUGCAGAACCUGCUCAAGAGCCAGAGGAUGCUCAGUCGUGUGGAGCUGAAGAGGCUCUGUGAGAUCUUCACCAGGAUGUUUGCAGACCCUCACAGCAAGGUCUUCAGCAUGUUCCUGGAGACGCUGGUGGACUUCAUCGUGCUGCACAGGGACGACCUGCAGGACUGGCUCUUCGUCCUGCUCACCCAGCUGCUGAAGAAGAUGGGGGCUGACCUCCUGGGCUCCGUCCAGGCCAAAGUCCAGAAGGCUCUGGAUGUCACCAGAGAGUCAUUCCCGUAUGAGCAGCAGUUCAACAUCCUGAUGCGUUUCAUCGUGGAUCAGACGCAGACGCCCAACCUGAAGGUGAAGGUGGCCAUCCUGCGCUACAUCGAGGCUCUGGCUCGCCAGAUGGACCCUGCCGACUUUGUCAACUCCAGCGAGACCCGCCUUGCCGUCUCGCGCAUCAUCACCUGGACCACCGAGCCCAAGAGCUCCGACGUCCGCAAGGCGGCCCAGGUGGUGUUGAUCGCCCUGUUUGAGCUGAACACACCUGAGUUCACCAUGCUGCUGGGAGCUCUGCCCAAAACCUUCCAGGACGGGACCACCAAGCUGCUGCACAACCACCUGAGGAACGCCAGCGCCAACAGCGGCAUCGUCAUGGCGUCUCCCAGUAACUCUGCGGGUCGGACGCCUCCUCGUCAGCCCAGCAGCCGCAGCAGCCCGCUGACCUCGCCCACCAACUGCUCCCACGGAGGGCUCUCUCCCAGUAUGCUGGAGUACGACAGUGAAAACCUGAACUCAGAGGAGAUCUACAGCUCUCUGCGCGGCGUCACCGAGGCCAUCCAGAACUUCAGCUUCCGCAGUCAAGAGGACCUGAUGGAGCCGCUGAGGCGGGACGGCAAGAGGGACGGCAUGUCUGGAGUCGGGGCGUCGUCAGACUCUGACCCUCGGCUCGGCGGUGACGUGGUGGAGGGCGGACGCACGGCUCUGGACAACAAGACAUCACUGCUGAACACUCCUUCGCCGCGAUCCUUCUCCGGCCCACGCUUCCGUGACUACAACCCGUACAACUACACCGACAGCAUCAGCACGCUGGACAAAGCUGCUCUGAAGGAGGCGCUGUAUGAGGACGCCGUGGAGCAGCUGAGAGAGGGCCGCCGACAAGAAAGUGUUGAGAACAAGAUCCUGAACCCCAAAAGCUUUCCCGCGGGUCCGGCGGAGCAGCUGGAGCUGGUCGGGGAGCUGCUGAAGGAGCUCUCUCAGGGCCAGGCGGGGGAGCGGGGCCCUGAGGAGCGACGGGGGACCCUCCUGGAGCUGCUGAAGGUGGCCAGAGAGGACAGCCUGGUGGUCUGGGAGGAGCACUUCAAGACCAUGCUGCUGCUGCUGCUCGAGACGCUGGGAGACAAAGAUCACACGAUCCGGGCUCUGGCCCUGCGAGUCCUGAAGGAGAUCCUGAGGAACCAGCCGGCCCGCUUCAAGAACUACGCCGAGCUCACCAUCAUGAAGACGCUGGAGGCCCACAAAGACUCGCACAAGGAGGUGGUGCGGGCGGCGGAGGAGGCGGCCUCCACGCUGGCGGGCUCCAUCCACCCGGAGCAGUGCAUCAAGGUCCUCUGUCCCAUCGUGCAGACGGCAGACUACCCCAUCAAUCUGGCUGCAAUUAAGAUGCAAACCAGGGCCAUUGAACGCAUCACCAAGGAGCCGCUGCACCAGCUGCUGCCUGACAUCAUACCUGGACUGCUGCAGGGCUACGACAACACAGAGAGCAGUGUGAGGAAGGCCAGUGUCUUCUGCCUGGUGGCCAUCUACUCUGUGAUUGGAGAGGAGCUGAAGCCUUACCUGGCUCAGCUGACCGGCAGCAAGAUGAAGCUGCUCAACCUGUACAUCAAGAGGGCCCAGACCUCCACCAGCAACAGCAGCAGCUCCUCCGACAUCUCCUCCUACUAACUCCCACAGCACACGCUUAGCUCUCAGCCUCGCCUCAGCACAGAAACCAUUUCAUUCCACCGGCUGAUCUGAAGUCGCUGCAGAUGGGAUCAUGAUGAUUUAGAUGCUCUCUCUAGGACCAGGCCGACAUUUCAUUCCCUCAGCUGCUGAUGGAGCUGAAGUCGUCUCGAGGAGCUCGUCCUGUCCCAGCUCCAGUUUCCAGAACAUCUCCCCAUCCUCUUGAAAUCAUUUUUUGGGAGGGUAAGGUGAUCCUGGCAGCUAAGACGUUUUCAUAAAGACCCAGGCCCUGUACCUGAACCUCCACACUACCGUUAGAGUCAUGAGCCUUAAGACCUCAUCUUCCAUUGACGUACUAUGGAACCAGUGUGAUUGAAGACCUGUUUUUAGAGGCUGUGUGCCUGAAACCAACAUCCCCUCUUCCUCUUUGCUCCUCAUGUCACCAUCACAUUGACUUAACAAAUCCUAUUUUAAUCCAUCGAGUGGAUUUAAGGUGAUCUGUGGAGCUGAAACAUGUUUGUGAAAGUCAUCCGAGCAUCGAGACCUGAAGGACACAAGGUGAGUUUGAAGUCAUGGAAGAAUUGGAGAAUCUUUGCAGUGUAACUUCCUUCCUCUCAGUGCAGGAGGAAAUCUGUGGCUAUCAGUAUUUUUAUUCAUUUUAGUACCUUUUAAUCCACUUCUUUGAACAAUUUAUUUGCUUUGACACAUCAAACCUUAUCGUAUAUUGAAUGUAAAGAGCUUUGAAUGACCGUGGAUCUCACCUGUGUUUCUCCUUCCUAAAACUACUGCCUCAUUGUACCUGGUGGAUCAAUCUUAAAGGAAUUGGAAUAUUUUCCUGUUUUUUAGCGUGCAUUUGGUGAAUUUUGAGCCGUGUUGAGCUUUUAAAGAAAGUGGCACAAUAGUCUUUUAAAGGCUGAAUUCAAGGGUCCAUCUGAAGAUUCAUGUCUAAAAUUAUGGGCUUUGAUUUUGAAAUUUGGCUGACACCUCACAAGACAAGAGGAGGAUUGUAUCAGCUGGUCAAAAUGUGAAAUCCAAGUUCAUGUUUAUAUUAAAUGAUCAUUUGGCUGGCCAAUGAUUUUAAGCACUGCAGAUAUUUUAAAAAAGUUUUAUUAUUUUGGGCCCAGAAACCAGCAGAAAAUAUCAGCGUUAUUGUUUCAGAAAAAAAACAUAGUAUGCAAAAUAGGUUUUUACAUAUGAAGGAAAGAAGGACUUUAUUUGAUCUGUGUGAAACUUAUCAGCUGAAUUUCCGUUUAAGUCAGUGAUGAAUAAUUGACUUUCUAAAAUCUGUAUUUCCAUUUCUUUAUUAAUUUUUUUUUUUUUUUUUAACCUGGAUUGAAAAAUGUAAAAUGGAAAUUGGAUGUUUUUGCUCAGGGUUUGUCUAAUAGAUAAACCCUUUAAAUAAUGCUUGUGUUCUCAUAUACAUUUCCUUUACUAAGGGCUGAAUGAUUAUAUUAUAUAUUCAAGUUAUGAUUUGAAAUCCAGGAGCUACAAUACUAAUUGCACAUACUUUAAUUAACAGUAUUUUAUGUAGGAGUUGCAAACUUGCCAAGUGUCACGGUAAUAAUAAAGCACUUCAUUAAUGAAUAACUAAUUGUACAUUAAAAAUAAUAAUUAAUGCAUUUCUUUACAAACUAAUUUAUUAAUGUAUAAUGCCCAAAGUGUCAUAGAAAAAGUUAAUAAUAUUUUUAGAUUAAUACAUUUAUCUGUAAACACUUUUAAUCGUACAUUUAGUUAAUUGUUCAACUAAUGAAACCCUCAAGCGCUAUUUCCGUGUCACGUGAUCUUUUUUUCUUUCAUACGUCUGACGCGGCAGAUGAAAGGGGAAAAAAAAGCCGACAAAGAAGGAGCUUCUGUGUUUGACACUCGCACCGCACUUGCCAGGAGUCGUCGCUGCGGAGUUAAUCCAUAUUUUACCGAAAGGUAAGAAGCGAUAUAAUAAAAUUAAUUGGCGUAAAUGACGAUAUGUCAAGCUUUGGACUGUUAAUUAGCCUGACAAUGUUGAGUUCUUUAGAUUUAGCGAACGCUUGCUAUCAAAACUAGAAUGUAACGUUAGGUGCUAACGUUCCUGUCAUGGCAUUUAAUUUUGGCUAGUUCGUUAUUUCAAUUUUAAAUUUGCUCGAACGUUAGUGACGUCAGGGUUCGAACGUUAACUCCUGAUAGUUCAAUUUCUAAUAGUGUCUAAUGCUAAUAGUAUCACAACUGGCUUCUGUGUUUGGCACUCGCACCGCACUUGCCAGGAGUUGUCGCUGCGGAGUUAACCCAUAUUUUACCGAAAGGUAAGACGCGAUGUCAUAAAAUUAAUUGGCGUAAAUGACGAUAUGUCAAGCUUUGGACUGUUAAUUAGCCUGACAAUGUUGAGUUCUUUAGAUUUAGCGAAUGCUUGCUAUCAAAACUAGAAUGUAACGUUAGGUGCUAACGUUCCUGUCAUGGCAUUUAAUUUUGGCUAGUUCGUUAUUUCAAUUUUAAAUUUGCUCGAACGUUAGUGACGUCAGGGUUCGAACGUUAACUCCUGAUAGUUCAAUUUCUAAUAGUGUCUAAUGCUAAUAGUAUCACAACUGGCUUCUGUGUUUGGCACUCGCACCGCACUUGCCAGGAGUUGUCGCUGCGGAGUUAACCCAUAUUUUACCGAAAGGUAAGAAGCGAUGUCAUAAAAUUAAUUGGCGUAAAUGAUGAUAUGUCAAGCUUUGGACUGUUAAUUAGCCUGACAAUGUUGAGUUCUUUAGAUUUAGCGAAUGCUUGCUAUCAAAACUAGAAUGUAACGUUAGGUGCUAACGUUCCUGUCAUGGCAUUUAAUUUUGGCUAGUUCGUUAUUUCAAUUUUAAAUUUGCUCGAACGUUAGUGACGUCAGGGUUCGGACGUUAACUCCUGAUAGUUCAAUUUCUAAUAGUGUCUAAUGCUAAUAGUAUCACAACUGGCUUCUGUGUUUGGCACUCGCACCGCACUUGCCAGGAGUUGUCGCUGCGGAGUUAACCCAUAUUUUACCGAAAGGUAAGAAGCGAUGUCAUAAAAUUAAUUGGCGUAAAUGACGAUAUGUCAAGCUUUGGACUGUUAAUUAGCCUGACAAUGUUGAGUUCUUUAGAUUUAGCGAAUGCUUGCUAUCAAAACUAGAAUGUAACGUUAGGUGCUAACGUUCCUGUCAUGGCAUUUAAUUUUAGUUAGUUCGUUAUUUCAAUUUUAAAUUUGCUCGAACGUUAGUGACGUCAGGGUUCAGGGCUCCUGAUAGUUCAAUUUCUUUAUGCUAAUAAAAUAUUAUUAGCAAUGCUAAUAGUGUCACAACGACGACAUAAUUAAACAGUUUUCUUUUGGGUUUGUGUUGGAAAAAGACACUGACACUAAUUCAUGAGACAGUGGUGGAGACAUUUAACUGUAACGGGCUUGUGUCAAGACGUAGACACCGUAGCCUGAUGUUUAGCAGCGUAGCGUAGCGAUAAUAUUGUCUUACAGUGGGACCAAAGACGUUUGCAUAACUUCCCCUUGAAAUAAUAAGACCGCUGUUAAAAUGUUUCACACAUGCUCUCUUUAAAAAUGCCCAGAUACCCACUGUUCUUUGCUUUGUUUUCACAGUUUAUCUUAAAUCAUUUCUGUAAAUAAUGUUUCUUUUUCCAUUUUUCAAUCCACUGCGCCAAAGGCAGAAAAUUGAGGGAAAAAAGAGCCCAAACUUUUAAUAUCACAAUGAUUUAACUGACAAAAAUGAACAUUUUACAAGGUGAUUUCAGUUACCCACCUUUCUAUUAUUGAUAUAAAUGGAAAAUCAAAUUGAUGAGCUUCACAUGGACCUAAUUUGUCAUCUAUACAUACAUAUAUAUAUAUUUGAAAACAUGCAGUGGGUUUUUAAUGGCUGUCAAGAACUGAAAGGUCACAGAAGAAACAAUGGAUAAACAUUUUGGGAAAAUGAAAGAAAACCACUGAAAUGACAGCACCUGCCUUUUUAUCUGAAGGAUGUGAAUUUAAAGUCUCAGUUCUGAUUAAACUGGGAGUUUAUUGGUUUUUUUAUGUCUGCUGUCAAGUCAAGACUACUGUGAUUUGUUGAGUUUCAUUCCAAAAUACUUUAAUAUACAGGAUAUAUGUUAAAAGUAAUAAAAAUUAAUCUAAAGGUCAGCAUGAAGGUCUAAAUGUCUCAAAAAUAGUCUCAGUAUUUAAAUUUCUGAUGGUUCUGUCAGCAGUAAUCUGAUAAUUAGUGGUUAAAGCUUCAGUUGUGCUGAUGCUGACAAACUGUCACUGUGUUUUUAUUUUGAAGAGAUGGUUUAACAGUUGAAUUGUUUUGGGAAGAAACUCCUCUGUAUCAGUUGUUCCUAAAUUGAAUGUAAGACUUCAACCUUUAGAAUGUGAAAUAUCUUAGCAAAUGAUAAAUAGGCAAUACCUAAAUCAGACAGAAAGAUUGACAAUCUUAAUGAUUAUAUGCUACUAAAAGGCAAGCGACAGUGGUAAUUGAUGAAUCGUGAAGUGCCAGUGUGAAGAGGGUUCCUGCUGAAAAUGAAAAGAGAACAAAAGAUUGUUUGAUGUUUGGACAUUAGCAAUAAACUCUGAGAAAUCCAGUUCGGAUUAUCACGUCGAAGCACUGUAAAUUUCCAUUGUGUUCCUCCUUUGAGACGCUCUCGCUGGUCAAUGUACAGAAGUGUCAGUUUUUUAAAAAUCGCACCUAUAAUUAAAUGUUACUGCUGCUUAUUAUGAUACUAACAAACGCGCCUAAUAACUCCAGUAUAUGUACUGUAUCUCAGCAGAAAGGUUUAGGUACAGUUACCAUAAUGGAAAAAACACCUGUUGCAUGAACACUGAAAUUAUUAAAUCCUCUGGCAGGUUGAGCUUCCCUGGUGCUAAACUCUGCCCAUCUGGCGCACGAGGCAAGUCCAAACAAAUGCUCCAGAGGAGAUUUAAGACUAGUUUGACUUUGUGGGAAAGCACUAGUUUGUUUUCUUGCCAAGAGUUGGAUAAGAUUUUAUUUUUUAUAAUAUAAUUAAUAUUUUAAUGUCUUUAUGCAGUAUAUGAAGCUACAGACAGUUAGCUGAGGGACUGUACCUGAACCUCCCUUUGUUUUUUUUUUAACAAAGCCCAGGAGUGGAAUUAACUUUACCUUACAAAUUGUGCAUUGUGUUUAGCCAGCAUUUAAUAGAAGAUAAGUUAAUUCUGUACAAUAUAUUUAACUUUAUUGCAGUUCUGUUAUAGAAUAAGCCUGGUAUUUUUGGGUGUAAAUGAUUAAUAGGGACAGAAAUAUUGGGAAUCAGUGCAGUAUCAGUACCAGACUCCAUUGACAAAAACAGGAAUUUUACAAAGCAGAACACAGGAGCUGCUGGAAUACCACUGCCUCCAUCUGUUAGUGUGUUAUGUUAACUGCUAGUCUGGUUUGUUCGGUCUUCACUGCACCCCACAGUAGAAAUCAUCUGACACAUAGCCUCAAGUUUUUGCACAAACUAAACAAACAAGGCUGUUUCUAGUCUUUGCCCUCUAGCUCAGUCUUCUCUUCUAAUUCUUGGCAAGAAAGCGAAUCAACAAACUCCCAAAAAUGUCAUGAUGUGUCUUUAAUGGGACACGAGAGCCCAGAGAGUGAAGGAUGCUGUUAGUGAAUAUUUCCAGGCCUUACUUUAUCUCUUCAAACACAUUACUUGGACUGUUAAAUGUACUGUACCAGUGCCCGUUGUCGUUCUUCUCAGUUGUGAGAAGUUGGCAAUUUGAUAGAACUUGUUCACUCUGGACUGAAUGUUUCCUCCAAAGCCGAUGAAGUCCUCCGCAGCAUGUCGUCCAGUAUCAGUGAUCCAGUGUUAGCCUGCUGCAGUUUAGGCGACUGAAAUUAAUUUCCCUUUACUUUUUUUGUACAGUGUGACUUAAAACUACAGCUUCUAAAAUCUGUCUGCAUGCGUACUCCACAGGAAGCGUAGGAUAUUUCUGCCUGUGUUGCCGUCAAAUGUAGUUAGUUUGACAAAAGCAGUCGAGCAAAAACUCCAAAUUUAAGAGAAAUGUACUUUUGAUUUCCUGAAUGUGUGCCUUUGGGUAAAGAUUCCUGGCAAUAUACCUGGUUGUCCUGUACAAUACUAACCUGUACUAACACUACAACACACUGCUUCUUAAAGUGGACGUAAUGUGAGAACAAAGCGUUUUAAUGAAGAGAUGCAGUGCUGUAAAUAAGCUUCAAGCCAGAGGUGAAAUGGCAAUAUUUUCCAUUGAGACCACUCACAAUGCAUGGCUCGCUUUUUUUUAGGUUAUUAGUUUUAUUUCAUGCUUCACAAUAUUUAUAUUAUGUUUUAUUUUCCUGUGUAUGACUGUAUAUAUUUACAUGUUUGGUUCUCUUUCACCUGUGAUAGACUUUGCAGAACUUGAAAUAAACUAUCAGACUUCUA